AUGUCCGCAGAGGCCUUCAGGUUCUGCUUCCCGCAGGAUAUUUGUGGCGUCCCACUGGAGUCAAAAGCGGCUCUCAAGGACCUCGUGGCUCUUUUCUGGAGGUGGUCAAUCCAUGUGCUCGUAGGGAACGUACGAAGCACGAGUCAGGAAAAGGCAAGGGCACGAGUCAGGACAAAAACAGAAAAGGCACGAGUCCGUAAAAAGAGUGCGAGUCAGGAAAAACAAAAGGCACGAGUCAGGAAAAGGGACACGAGUAAGGAAAAAUGA
Messenger RNA from Symbiodinium pilosum, 267 nucleotides. NCBI's taxonomy places the organism in Eukaryota, Dinophyceae, Suessiales, Symbiodiniaceae. The record is from the annotation of a GenBank genome assembly.